Messenger RNA from Notothenia coriiceps (black rockcod), 2431 nucleotides. RefSeq names its product interleukin enhancer binding factor 3b (gene ilf3b). Bases 156 to 1829 code for a protein of 557 amino acids. NCBI's taxonomy places the organism in Eukaryota, Metazoa, Chordata, Actinopteri, Perciformes, Nototheniidae. Gene Ontology annotation, molecular function: double-stranded RNA binding; single-stranded RNA binding. The record is from RefSeq and is a predicted model, not a curated record. The transcript is spliced from 13 exons. Gene Ontology annotation, cellular component: precatalytic spliceosome.
UGGGCGUGUCCAUUUUAUACUCCUGCUGCCUAGACCGGAGCAGCCGUCUAUUAGCAGCAACGACACCACGACGGACUGCAACAUCUGCUGCCAAGAACACGUUUUUUAACAGUCAUUCGCUGGAUAUAGAAGUCACCACGGCCUCGAGACCAACAAUGCCUCCUCCCAUGCGUCACCGGUCGAUGCGCGUCUUCAUGAACGACGACCGACACGUCAUGGCCAAACACUCUGUGAUCUACCCGACGCAGGAGGAGCUGGAGAGCGUUCAGAACAUGGUCUCCCACACAGAGCGCGCACUCAAGGCCGUCUCUGACUGGCUGGAUAAGCAGGAGAAGGGAACGUCCAAGUCUGACUCUGACAUCGUAGAAACUGAUAAAGAAAGUGAGCACAGAGAUCAGGCGACCCGCUCUCUGCGUGGUGUGAUGAGAGUCGGCCUGGUGGCUAAAGGCCUGCUUCUGAAGGGGGACCUGGACCUGGAGCUGGUGCUGCUCUGUAAGGAGAAGCCCACCAUCAUGCUGCUGAAGAAAGUCUCUGAAAACCUCCUCGCACAGCUCAAGGUGAUCACAGAAGACAAGUACAUGAUGACUCAGCACAUCCGUGACGCCAGCAUCGUUGUCAAGAACACGAAGGAGCCCCCCCUCACCCUCACCAUCCAUCUGACCUCCCCUCUGGUCCGCGAGGAGAUCGAGAAGGGGACCACCGGAGAAUCGCUUUCAGUCAACGAUCCCCCGGAUGUUCUGGACAGGCAGAAAUGCCUAACUGCCUUGGCGUCUCUCCGCCACGCUAAGUGGUUCCAGGCCAGAGCUAACGGGCUACGCUCCUGCGUCAUCGUCAUCCGGACCCUCAGGGACCUCUGCGCUCGAGUUCCCACAUGGGCCCCGCUCCGUGGCUGGCCACUGGAGCUGAUCUGUGAGAAAGCUAUUGGCACCGGGAACCGACCCAUGGGGGCAGGAGAAGCUCUGCGGAGAGUUUUAGAGUGUCUGGCUUCAGGAAUCCUCAUGUCAGAAGGCGCUGGAAUCUCUGAUCCAUGUGAGAAAGAACCCACAGACGCUAUCGGCCACUUGGACCGGCAGCAGAGAGAGGACAUCACAGCGAGCGCGCAACAUGCCUUAAGGCUGUCAGCUUUUGGACAGCUUCACAAAGUGCUUGGUAUGGACCCCCUCCCCUCAAAGAUGCCCAAGAAACCCCGUAGUGAGACUCCCAUUGAUUACACAGGUGGCUUCGGAUCAUACGGUUACGGGAACAAUGCCAACUCCGGAUACAAUUACUACAACAACAACAACAACAACGGUGGCACUAAUGGAGGAGAUACAUCGGACAGCCCCUCCUCCGGGGGUCCUCAGGGAAGCAGCCCCCCCGCUCAGAGCUCCUACGGUUCAUACUACCAGAACGAUGGAGCUUACACUGCCUCGCCUGCCACCAAAGCCCCCAAAAAGAAGCCCCCCAUGCACAAGGCAGGGAAAGCGGCGUUCUCAGGUCCUCCGGGGGCCAACAGUGAGGUUUACCAGCAGGCCAGCAGCCCCCCAGGACAGGGAGCCUAUAACCAGUACAGCCAGGGCUAUGGGCAGGGGAAGAAGAGCUUCAACCAGAGCCAGGGGGGGGCGGGCGGGUACUCGUACAGCACGGCGUAUCCCAGCCAGGUGACGGGGGGGGCCGGCAGUCAAGACUACAUCUAUGAAGAUUUCAACAGCUCGUCCAGUUACAACUCACAGAGUGGAGGGGGAGGCGCCAACAACAACACCCAGGGCUUCGGCACCAACCACUCCCAGUACAACAACCCAGUGGGCUACGGCCGGGGCGACAGCAGCAUGAACUACCAGUACAGAUAAACUGUGUCCCCCCCCCCCCUCUGAGAAGCAUCAGGUUCUCCAAAGAACGUCUUCGACUGCUUUACUCUGCCUUCUCCGUGUCUGCUUCUAACGUGCUUUUGGGUUUAAAUGUAGGACAUGUGGGCACAAGCUGAGGUGCGUGGACCGUGGAAGAGUCGGAGUUUCUGUUUCUGUGGUCUGGUCAGUGUUGUGUUUUUAGGUUAUUCUCUUAUUUUAUUUUUUCAAAAGUCAUACUGCCACUCAUCAGUGAAUAAGAAGGUUGAUACGACAAAGUACUCUGACUCGUUUUCCUUUCUGAAGAUUUGUGUGGCUUUUUAUUUCCCCUCAUGUGAAACUAUCUUGCAGUUUUUAAAACUACAAAGGUUGUUGUAUUUUUUUGUAACUAUUCAAUAGCAUUGCUUGUAAUUUCGGCUUAUUUUGUAAUUUACCUAACGUGAUGUAGUUAUUUUAUUGAAUGGUUUUGAGGUUACUGGAAGAUACCCGUACGUUCUGAUGUUCAGUCCACGUUUCUGCUCAAUGUGGCUUUUUCAUUGGGUGAGAUUUGGUCCUGUUAAUGUAUAACAAAGUGUGUUUGUAUUAAUAAAUGAUUUUUAUUUUGAAAA